CCAUUUUUUCCGGGAAAACGCAGCCAGCCAAUCCCCUCCUUUCCCUCGCCGUUCGAACAAAUUUAGAGACCAACAAAUAACUACACCAAUUAAUCGUCCGCCUCUCUAUUAACCCGCGCCUACCUAAUUCUAACCUCCAUUUCAAUCCCUUCCUUCCUUCCGCACGCACGCGCGCACGCCAUGAGGCCACCGCUCGUCGCCUGCCUCGUCCUCCUCCUCCUUUCCGCGGCGGCGGCACCGCCGGCCGGCGCCAUCUGCGUGCCACGCAAGCCCGGCGCGGGGGGCAAGGUCGGCCCUCUCCCUUCGCCGGCCAAGCCGACGCCGCCGCAAUCGAAGCCGACGCCGCCGAAGGCCACGCCGGUCGCCCCCGGCGGCGACAUCGUGAAGGCUCUGUGCGCCAAAACGGACUACCCAGACGUGUGCGUCGCUGCCAUCGGCAAGCAGCCCCCGCCCGCAGGGAAGAAGCUGGACGGGCCCGGCGUGCUGGAGAUGGCCAUGGCCGUGGUGCGGGCCAAGGCGGCGGAGGCCAAGAAGGCGGCGGAAGCGCUCAUCGCCGACCCCAAGACGCCGAAGCUGGCGGUGGGCCCGCUCCGCGACUGCGCCGACUCGUAUGACGACAUCCCGUACAGUCUCGACCACGCAAUGAAGGCCAUAGCCGCCACCGACAAGGACACCACGGGCACCAUGCUCGAUACCUGCCGCACCGACGUCGACACGUGCGACCAGGGCUUCGAGGACCGCGAGGAGCUCCCGCGGCUCAUGUCCAAGCACGACGCCGAGCUCGCCAAGCUCGCCAGCAACUGCCUCGCCAUCGCCCAAGCCGUGGGCCUCCACCCGGGCCAGUCCUGAAAUUCUGAGGCCUAAAAUAGUUUGUAUACGUAUAUACUAUUAUAUAAUGUUACUGAUAAACAGCAAAUAGGUGCAAACCGAUAUUUAUCAUAAUUUAAACAUUAAUAUCUUCAAAUUUUCUUCUGA
Messenger RNA from Aegilops tauschii subsp. strangulata, 975 nucleotides. The record is from RefSeq and is a predicted model, not a curated record. Lineage: Eukaryota; Viridiplantae; Streptophyta; Magnoliopsida; Poales; Poaceae.